Molecule: messenger RNA, 1869 nt
Organism: Guillardia theta CCMP2712
Lineage: Eukaryota; Cryptophyceae; Pyrenomonadales; Geminigeraceae
Exons: 3
Coding region: 1-1869 (622 amino acids)
Source: RefSeq, a predicted model, not a curated record
AUGCCUGGAGGCUUAGCGCCCUUGGUGGUGGCUGCCUCUGUUGUUCUCGUCCUCGUCGUCUCGCAGAUCUCAAGUCUUGAUGCUGCUUCCUCCCUCCUGCAGUUCGCUGGCUACUACCGGCGUCCAGUAGGCGUUCGGCCUGUGCCGGUCAUGAGCGCGCGGGAUCUGGCGCUGCUUCAGAGAAGUUACAUGGCGUACAAGACUGCGAUCGAGAACGCGAGGGCGACAGAGGCGGAGAUCCGGAGGCUCAUGACCUCUUACAAAAAGUUUCACCGGACUAGGAUCGACCAGGAUGACAGCCCUCUACAAGUGUAUCAGCAGAGAAUCACGCCGGUAAGGAUCCGUUACGUCCGUCAGCUUGUUCGGCCUGCUGCUGCUGUCGAUCGCAUCGCUGCCCAGGCAUGGGAGGAAAGCCAUGCUCUACUGAAGAAGUUGCAUGCUGAGAUAGAAGAGGAGCAGGACAAGCUGGCAAACAUGAACAAGCAGACCCAGAAUCUUGCUGAACAGCAUGAGGAGAUCAGACAGUCUCUUUCAAACUUGCUCUUCUCUUCUCGAUCGACUGCUCAGCAGAUGGAGAACCUUCGCGACAUAUACGCUAAACAGGUUUCGAAGGUUCAGGGCGAGCUGCGAGAUGCCGAGCAAGAGCGACAGAAGGCUGUGGAAGCCGCGAGGAAGAGAAGCGACGUGGCUUGGGGAGUCAAAGCUCGGCUGACGGACCAGCUUGCUCGCGCCAUUGCAUCUUCCAACCACUACGAUCUCGAGGUCGAGCAAGCCAAGGCGUACAAGAGCCUGAUGCGCAGUCAAGCUGGACGAGCGGCCGGUGAAGCUCAAAAGGCGAAGAAGCAGUUGGAGGCAGCGAGAGAGUCGGCAGCCAAGGCUCGCGAGGAGGAGGAUGAGGCAGUUGCUCAUCGCAGAGUAGAUGAGGUGAAAGCCAAGGCGAUCCAACGAGCAACGUGGAGGCGAGACGUCGCUGGCGAGAGCCUAGCGAGGGCCAAGGCGAAGCUCAUGGAAACUUCCAUGUCGGCAAAGGUGCAGGUGGCGAUGGCCGAUGAGGCUAAGGAGGAUGCCAAGAAGGCUGCAGAGGAGGCGGAGCGAGCGAAACAAGCCUACCAAGAUCGCAGAGCUGCUCUCGUUCACAAGGAAGAAGAGAUCAUAGACGCCAAGCUGUAUGCGCAAGAAGCGGCAGCAGAGGAGGAGCUUUAUGGCAGGAAAUUGGCAGAGGCCCAGGCAGACCUGGAGAGGGUGAUGAUGGCUCGAGAGGAGGCGGUGAACGCAUCCCGAGGAGGGCAGGAGGCGGUAGGGAUGGCGGCUCAGGAGACGAGCUUGGCGAUGGCCCAGGCCGAGUGGAAGGCGAAGGCGCUGGAAGCUGAGAUAAGCGCCCUGGAGAAGGAGGUGGAGGAGAGCAGAGCAGAGAUGCAGAAAUCUGCUGCCAAGGCCCACGGAGCAGAGGAGGAGAGUGCGGAGAUGCAGAAGAGGAAGGAGGACCUGCUCGAACAGAAAAUCUUCUCCAACGCUUCCGCUGCAGCUGCCGUCAACGAGUUGUCUCUGGAGGAAGAGAAAUCCUUGGCGCUGCUGCAGAGGGCGGAGCGAGUGGAGGAGGAGGCGGCGGGGAAGAAGGGAAGUGCAGAGGCUCUUUUGAAGACGGUCGAUGGCCUUGCUGGCCUUGCCCGACACGCUGCUGCAGCUGCGCAGCCACCCAUGGCGUUUGUGGCUCCUCCUGUCGCCCAGGCGUCUGGGAAGCAGACUAUAGACAUCCAUGUCAUCCCGCAUGCGCCGGUGCUCGGGCCGAUGGGAGAGGAGGGGAUGUUUGCCUUCGACUCUACGGACAACGGAUCCAAGAAGCUGAGAAAGGCCGGACUAAACGUGUAG